AGACCGAGCAUCAACAAUCUUAAGCACGGUAGAUUCAGCAAUCUCGCCUUUUUUAACACCGAGCCAGUCAAAAUGCCUACUCUAUUCUGUCCCAACUGUGCCACCCUCCUGAUCCUCGCCCGCAUGGAAACGGGCGGCAACCGACUCGAGUGCCGCACCUGCCCGUACGAGCACGCCAUCUCGGUGCCGCUCUACUCGCGCAAGAACUUUAUGCGCAAGGAGAAGGAGGACGUCUUUGGCGGGCCGGGCGCCUGGGAUAAUGCGCAAAAGGGCCGCGUGCAGUGCCCGGCCAGCAACUGUGACGGCGACGAGGCCGCUUUUUUCCAAGUGCAGAUUCGGAGUGCUGACGAGCCCAUGACUACUUUCUACAAGGUGAGCCCGAGGGUCUUUUAGCUGGAGGGAGAGUGAUGGUUGACCUGGAGACAGUGCAUGACCUGUGGGAAUCGGUGGAGAGAAAACUGAUCGGCUGGCGCGCUCAAUCGGCUUGUGGCCAGGACGCGGGUAGGCUGGGCUGAGUUGGCUGAAGGGAUAUCAAAACAAGCAU
Molecule: messenger RNA, 544 nt
Organism: Canariomyces notabilis
Lineage: Eukaryota; Fungi; Ascomycota; Sordariomycetes; Sordariales; Chaetomiaceae
Exons: 2
Coding region: 73-393 (106 amino acids)
Biological process (GO): DNA-templated transcription; termination of RNA polymerase III transcription
Cellular component (GO): RNA polymerase III complex
Molecular function (GO): zinc ion binding; nucleic acid binding
Source: RefSeq, a predicted model, not a curated record